This is a messenger RNA of Sitophilus oryzae (rice weevil), 1713 nucleotides long. RefSeq lists its product as uncharacterized. The transcript is spliced from 5 exons. The record is from RefSeq and is a predicted model, not a curated record. NCBI's taxonomy places the organism in Eukaryota, Metazoa, Arthropoda, Insecta, Coleoptera, Curculionidae. The coding region runs from base 284 to 1357 and encodes 357 amino acids.
CUGUUGCGCUCAAUGGACAUAAUUCAAAAAUGCAUGUAUUUAUUUUUGGGUUUGUAAAUACACCUAUCUUUAGAGGAAUGUCUGCUGAUAAUAAAAAUAGAAUGUUCUUUUUUUAUUGUUUACGAAUUCCAAAGAAACAGAGAUAAAGAAAACGAAAAAUAAUUUUGUGCGUUAAUUGAAAGAUUAGUGUAAAAUUUAUUCUAUAAGAGGCACUUUGUCAUUUUAAGUUUUUUAUUAUUUUUUAACAUUAAGGAGACUAUGGAUAUUAAUUUAGAAGGACACUAUGGAGUUAAAAACUAUCGCUUUCUUCAUUUGGCCUUCUAUCCUACUCUGCAUCCUAGACGAAGUACUUCCAAUUCUCAUUCCUCAACAACCGCACAACUUUCCUGCAUUAGAACAUCUCCAUCACACCAAUGAAAACGCAGUGACCAAAGCAAUAUUUACACAAAAAGGAUAUAUUCAGUUCUUGAAGUACGUUGUAGAUGUACCAGAUAUAACCGAUUAUACUUUUUGUAUAUGGUUGAAAAGUGUCAAUUUUACUUAUAGUCAUCCUAUUUUAUCGUAUUCAAAACACGAAGAAAAACGGCUGAUACGGGUCUGGGUGUCACCUCACGGUACUCAUAUAAACUUGGAAAUUUUGGAAGAACCUGUAUUUAGCAUUCCUGUAAAUUUCAUCGAACAUGAAUGGUACCAUAUUUGUCAGUCGUGGUCUUCGAAUAAGGCCUCUUGGAGUCUUUACUUAAAUGGGAAUAUUGCUGCUAACGGCUACACACCUCAACUAAGGAAUAUCAUCAUAGAACAUGGAGGUGACAUCGUAGUGGGUCAAGAAUACACAGACUUCGAUAAAGGUCUAGAUGACGGCAUUGAAGGUUUUGUAUCUGGCUUCAACUUUGUAUUAGCAUCAACCGUCGACAACUAUCAACCAACAACCCAUUUCCAACAACUACCUCCACCCAAAUUCAUCUACAAACGGCAAAUUCCGCAACAAAAUCAAGAUGUAGAAGAUUCUACAGAAGAUUUGAAGAUGAUUAGUGUUCUUCCCAAGAAGAAACGCCAAAUAUGGGAUGACGGUUUGCAGUUCUACUAUGAACAUCAGUUAAGAGAACCUUUACCAUUGGAUAAAGGUGAAAGACCAUCGUACCAUACGCCUACAGAGAGACCUUUGGUGUAUCCAUCUUUAUAUUACUACACUCCGAAGCCUUUGGGUCUGGUUUUGGUGGAGCUUAGUAGCGAUUGUGCUUAUCUGAGAGGUGCUCCAUUGCGUGGUGACAAAGUGCUGAUAAACUGGACUAAAACUGUUGUCAGAGUGUUCGGUGGUGCUAUAAUAAAAAACGCUCCAUCUUUUUGUGCCAAGUGAAGAAAAAAAAAUGUUACUGUUGGAAUCCUUGGUAUUAAAAUAAGAAUUCUACUUCAUUUAACCACAGAACAUAAAACAUAUGUUUUAUAAUUUUUGUUAUUAGCAUUAUGAUUAAUAAUGAAGUCUUUCAAAGUCCUGUUCGGAUUAUUUGCUGAUGAUCAAUGUUAUCAUGCAACAGUGUCAAAUAGUAUUUGGAUCUAUUGUGGUUAAAUUUUUUAAAUUUUCUUUCUGUAGAAUGAAUAUGUUUUAAGGACUAAGUGGUACUAAGCAAUGGUGCUCUAACUUAUUUUUUUACUCUAUUACUUCUUUGUUAGUAUAAUAAAUGUACCUGGUAUUAGCUUGUAUUAAAUUACCCA